Messenger RNA from Ananas comosus (pineapple), 997 nucleotides. RefSeq lists its product as uncharacterized. The coding region runs from base 50 to 886 and encodes 278 amino acids. Lineage: Eukaryota; Viridiplantae; Streptophyta; Magnoliopsida; Poales; Bromeliaceae. The record is from RefSeq and is a predicted model, not a curated record. The transcript has 3 exons.
CACAAGUGAGAGACGGAAACGGAGGGGGGAAACGGGGCCAGAGGAGGAGAUGGGUACGGAAACGGUGAGGGAAACGUCGUUAAGCAGCCGAGGGAGCCUCUCGGAUCUGGUAGUGGGGUUCUUCGAGGAGAUCGAGGGAAACGCGAAUCCCGAGAGCGACGGCGAGGGCGAAGGAGAAGGGUCGAUCGGAAACGACGCCGAGCGCAAAGCGUUCUGGGAAACGCAGCGCCAACUCCUCCAUGAAGCUUUGAGUAAAACGAGCUCGGCGGAGAAGCGGAUCCGCGCGGCGACGGAGGAUAUCGUGAGGACGAUGCGAUCGGAGGAUCUGAUCUGUUCGUGCUCGAAUCGGACGGUCAGGGAUUGCCGGAGCUGCUCGUUGCGCCACGUGGCGGACCGGCUGCGGUGCGCCGGGUUUAACAGCGCCCUCUGCCAAUCCAAGUGGCGCCGAUCCCCAGAUAUCCUAUCAGGCGAACACAGCUACGUGGACGUAGUGGCGGAGUCGAAGAAGGGCCCCGCCGCGGUGCGAGUCGUGAUCGAGCUCAACUUCCGGGCGGAGUUCGAGAUGGCGCGGGCGAGCGGGGAGUACAGCGGGCUCGUCGCGAGCCUGCCGGAGGUGUUCGUCGGGAAGGCGGAGCGGCUGAAGAGCGCGGUGAAGGUAAUGUGCGCGGCGGCGAAGAAGUGCAUGAAGGACAACAAGAUGCACAUGGCCCCGUGGCGGAAGCUCAAGUACAUGCAGGCCAAGUGGCUCACCGCACCGCAGCGGGCGGCCCCUGGCUUCGCCCCCGCGGCGACGACGGAGCCCGCAGGGACCGCCGAGAGGCGGCGGAAGAUGAGGGCCUCGCUGUUGACGUUUGAUUUGCAUCCGACGGCCGUGGAGGUUGUGUAACUCGACGUGCCAUGAGCUGAGCACUUGUACUGCAGUUGUAAUUGUUCUGUUGUUUCGUGCACUUUGUAGUAAAAAUCUAUAUACGGUGGAUGCUAAAAUUAGAAACUUUUA